Messenger RNA from Drosophila teissieri, 876 nucleotides. RefSeq lists its product as uncharacterized. The record is from RefSeq and is a predicted model, not a curated record. The transcript has a single exon. The coding region runs from base 133 to 753 and encodes 206 amino acids. NCBI's taxonomy places the organism in Eukaryota, Metazoa, Arthropoda, Insecta, Diptera, Drosophilidae.
GUCUACCUUAGUGUGUAAUUAUUUUGGUAUUUGCCGCAGUUCGAAAUCGAAAUGAAUCGAUUUCGAGACACACACAGUGACGCACAGCGAUUGACACGAGCACAUUGAAUUUGAUUGGCCACUCGAGAAGGGAUGGAGCUGGCCGGGAUUUGGAUUGAGAUCAGCUGGUGGCUGCUGCUCCAUUUCAGCGGUAUCCUGGUCAACGCUGCCCACGAGACAUGCAUCGAGUGUGAGCAGUUGAAGGACAAACUGCCGGAGAGAUGCAGGUACUUGGUGGAGGAGGUGCAGGUGUUUGAGCGAAAGUGCGGCGGCACCUAUCCGCUGAUGGCCUUCACCAAAUAUCGGGAUACCUUCGUCAAGACCGGCGAGCCAUUUGCCCUGUACAUGCCCAGCUCGUUGGACUUCGUCAUGGUGCUGAUGAAGGAUUCGCCAUUGCAGAACUGUGCGCGCAUUCAAGUGGGCAAUACGAACACGUUCUUCUGCCUGGACGAUAGCAGCAAUGAGACGAUCAAACUGGAGGUGGCCCACAUGUACUGCUUCCCAUUUCACAUCCAGCUGCCGGAUGAUCUGAUGCACGAGUGCCUCAUUGAGAACAAGAUGACCAAUGGCUAUCUGAACGAUGUCCUCCGCACUCGGCGCGGCAUCAUCCACUAUACCUUUGGCGAUAGUCGGGGCCAUCGGCUCAUUUGUGGAUAUUUCUGGCCGAAUCUCCUGCUCCUCCUCCUGCUCAUCCUAUCCUCCUGCUAUCGAUGAUGAGUCGUAAAUUUUUAUGCGAGCUGCCAUAAAGAUUGAUCGGUUAUGCCACAAAGGGGAUCGGUUAAAAUUGCUUUAAACAAAAACGCUAAAGCUGAGUAAAUAUAUAUAUAUAUAUAUGAA